Orbilia oligospora ATCC 24927 is the source of this 732-nucleotide messenger RNA. RefSeq lists its product as uncharacterized. The record is from RefSeq and is a predicted model, not a curated record. Lineage: Eukaryota; Fungi; Ascomycota; Orbiliomycetes; Orbiliales; Orbiliaceae. Gene Ontology annotation, cellular component: mitochondrion. The transcript is spliced from 5 exons. Bases 1 to 732 code for a protein of 243 amino acids. Gene Ontology annotation, molecular function: acetylpyruvate hydrolase activity.
AUGGCUGCAACUUUGAGGGUAAGUCCCGCUGUUCGAAAGUCCUGGCAAUCGGCCGAAACUACGCGCAUGUCUACCGCUCCAUCCUCUCUCCCCGACCAUAUCGCCGAACUCAAUAAUGCUCGUCCAAAACAACCGUUCUUCUUCCUGAAGCCUCCAUCUUCGAUUCUUGAGCCCAGCGGUGGGCCCGUCCUCUGCCCGAGAGGGGUCAAUCUUCAUUACGAAGUUGAAUUGGGACUUGUGAUGGGCAGGAAGCUUCGGGAUUUCGAUGAAAAUGAUGUCAAGGGUGCCAUCGACGCUAUUGAGGGGUACGUGGUUGGUAUUGAUAUGACAGCUAGGAAUGUACAGGAUGAGGCGAAGAAGAAGGGGCUGCCGUGGUCGACAGCAAAGGGGUUUGAUACCUUUACAGUCCUGAGCAAGUUUAUUCCCAGAUCCAAGAUUCCGGAUCCACAUGAGGCCGAGUUAUAUCUUUCUAUAAACGAUGCUAUUAAGCAACAGGACUCCACCAACUUGAUGUUGUUCAGGAUUCCGAGGAUAUUGGCACAUCUUUCCCAGAUUAUGACUAUCGAAGAAGGUGACGUUGUUUUGACGGGAACUCCAAAGGGCGUUGGCUCAGUGAAAGUCGGCGAGACUAUGAAGGCCGGUAUUAGGAUCGGUGGGGUCGAAAUUGACGAAGGUAAAAUCAAUGUUGAUGUUGCAGAGCGAUCUGGACCUUACAUCUUCAAGGAGACAUAA